GAACAUGCUUUCUGCCUCGUGUCCCUCACGCUUUGUCGGACUGGCGAUUUGUCGAAGGUCGAUUUCGUCGAAAGCUCUAAUGUACGCUAACUAUGGAGAUCCGCAAGCUGUUCUUAACAUGUCGGAACACACCUUGUCCGACCCAGCGGAUGACGAGAUUUUGGUAAAAAUGUGCGCAGCACCUGUUCACCCAUCUGAUAUUAAUACUGUGCAAGGAGUUUACCCGAUAAAACCACCACUACCGGCAGUUGCUGGAAAUGAGGGGGUCGGCAGGGUGAUCACCACAGGACGCAAUGUUAAGGACUUUGCAAUUGGUGACCUUGUCAUCCCAACCAGAGUGUCUUCCGGUACCUGGCAAACACACGUUUGCGCCAAAUCCGACUUUUUCUAUCGCCUUCCGGACUCAAUGCCUACUUCCCACGCUGCAGUAUUCAGAACAAAUCCUGGGACAGCAGUUCGUCUAUUAUCGGACUUUACACAGCUUCAAAAUGGCGGUGUGGUAAUUCAAAACGGUGCCACCAGUGCCGUUGGUAUCUACGCCAUACAAAUAGCGAAACUCUUGGACUACCAGACAAUCAAUCUGUUCCGACCGAGAGUUAACACUGAUGCAACCGAAGAAACACGAAAGCUGUUAAUCGAUUAUGGCGCUACGUGGGCUUUUACGGAAUCCGAAUGGACUGACAGUACUAGUCCGUUAGUAGCAGAAGCCAAAAGUUCUGGCCCAGUCAAAUUGGCACUGAAUUGUCUAGGUGGGAAAUCCGCUAUUGUUCUACUCAAAGCGCUUGCUGAAGGUGGUACUCUGGUUUCCUACGGGGGUAUGUCCCGUAAUCCAAUGUCCAUUCCCGUCGGUCCUCUUAUAUUUCGUGAUCUGCGACUCCGGGGGUUCUGGAUGUCAGCUUGGAUACAGAAGGAGCAUCCAUCGCGCGUGGGGCUGAUGUACAGACAAUUGUCUGAUUGGUUCACUAAAAACCUUAUUCGACCGUCGCCUUUCAUGGACAUUCCUUUCGACGACUGGAAAAAGGCGAUUGAACUUUCCCAGUUUGGUGAUUCCGGACCCACGGGUAUAAGGAAGAAGAUUAUUCUAAAGAUGGAGUG
Messenger RNA from Opisthorchis viverrini, 1095 nucleotides. RefSeq lists its product as hypothetical. The annotation marks the transcript as partial. Lineage: Eukaryota; Metazoa; Platyhelminthes; Trematoda; Opisthorchiida; Opisthorchiidae. The record is from RefSeq and is a predicted model, not a curated record. The transcript has 3 exons. Gene Ontology annotation, biological process: fatty acid metabolic process. Gene Ontology annotation, molecular function: trans-2-enoyl-CoA reductase (NADPH) activity. Gene Ontology annotation, cellular component: mitochondrion.